Molecule: messenger RNA, 240 nt
Organism: Elephantulus edwardii (Cape elephant shrew)
Lineage: Eukaryota; Metazoa; Chordata; Mammalia; Macroscelidea; Macroscelididae
Gene: S100G
Product: S100 calcium binding protein G
Exons: 2
Coding region: 1-240 (79 amino acids)
Cellular component (GO): cytoplasm
Molecular function (GO): calcium ion binding; transition metal ion binding
Source: RefSeq, a predicted model, not a curated record
AUGAGUGCAAAGAAGUCUCCUGCAGAACUGAAGGGCAUUUUCGAAAAGUAUGCAGCCAAAGAAGGAGACCCAGACCAGCUGUCAAAAGAGGAGUUGAAGCAACUGAUUGAGAAGGAAUUCCCCAGUUUACUCAAAGGCCCAAGCAGUCUCAACGACCUCUUUCAAGAACUCGACAAGAAUGGAGACGGAGAGAUUAGUUUUGAUGAAUUCCUGGAGGUAGUAAAAAAGGUAGCCCAGUGA